AUGCCAGAGACCCAACCCUACAGAAACAUCCUCCUGAUCGGCGGCGGCGGCUCCCUCGGCACAAUCCUGCUCCACUCGCUCCUCUCCGAACCAACCUUCACCGUAACAGUCCUAACGCGGCACACCUCGACCUCGCUGCGCAGCAUCCGCGCAACCGGCGCAAAAACCCUCACAGUAGACGCCACAUACCCGGAGUCCGACCUCGUCGCCGCAUUCAAGGGCCAAGACGCCAUCGUCAACGCAAUCACCAGCUUCUCCGUCUCGCAGCAGCGCAAGUUCAUUGAUGCGGCGGUGGCCGCGGGCGUCAAGCGCUACGUCCCGUCUGAGUACGGGCUUGAUAAUAAUGAUGCGCGGGCGAGGGGGCUCAGUCCCGUGUUCAAAGAGAAGGGGCAGGUGCAGGAUUAUUUGAGAUCCAAGGAGGACAGUGGGUUGAGUUGGACGGCGGUUGCGUGUGGGAUGUGGAUUGGGUGGUCCCUCCGGAACAACUUCCUGGGCCUGGACUACGCCAACCGGACGAUGACGCUGACGGACGACGGGCUGGGCCUCUUUUCGACGACAACACUGGCUAACACUGCGCUGGCUCUGAACCGCAUCCUUUUGAGCCCCGGUGCCACCGCAAACCAGAUCGUGUUCCUGAGCGACUUUGCCACGAGCCAGGCGGAGCUCGUGGAGACGAUCGAGCGGGUUACGGGCGAGAAGUGGAAGCGGAAGACCCUCAACACGACAGAGGCAAUUCCUGCGCUUACGGAGGCCUGGAACAAGGGUGAUGCUGCGGCUGGGUAUGGGCUGAUUAAUCUGGGUUUUACGAAGGGGGAGUAUAGUGGGCACUUUGAAGGGAGGUAUGAGAUUCGGAAUGAGGAGCUGGGGUUGCCGGGGAAGGACCUUGAGGGGGUUGUUAGGGAGGCGUUGGCGGAGAUUGGGCAUCCUGGUUUCUAA
Molecule: messenger RNA, 936 nt
Organism: Aspergillus mulundensis
Lineage: Eukaryota; Fungi; Ascomycota; Eurotiomycetes; Eurotiales; Aspergillaceae
Product: aromatic alcohol reductase
Exons: 3
Coding region: 1-936 (311 amino acids)
Molecular function (GO): oxidoreductase activity
Source: RefSeq, a predicted model, not a curated record